AUUUUGAACUGUGGUUUUUCAUGCAUUAUCUUUAGCAUAACAACGAAAGCACUCCUUUGCUCCUCUAUAUUUUGCGAUGAUCAUGUUCAUUAAAAUGUAUCGUUGUUUUGUCCCACUCCCUACUCUCUGAAAUAAAUGAAAUUCGUCGAUGGUACCGACACAUCUACACACCUGGUUUCCCCGUGAUGACUUCUCCUUUAACUGUGUCGUAUAUUAGGGUCUAAAUUUCAUCUUACCUAAAAAAUAAGUAAUUAAGUGGUUUUUCUGUCUUUACUCUUAUCUGGGGUUCUUUUUGUCGUUUACGUGUAAUAAUCUGUGGGUCUUCUUCUUCCACCAAAAUGGCACGGACAUCGCAGCGUCUAUCUUUUUCGUGGUUCGUGCUAGAUCUUCGCGCUUGCGGCCUUUUCUGUUCGUUUUUGGUUUUUUUGAGCUUGUUUCUCGACAAUUCAGUAGCCGCAACCAGUUCGGCAACAAACGGGACAGCAUCUACUCCUGUGGUGCAGCAUGCUUUUAAGCAUCCUGCGGAGCUGCGUCGUGGGUUGACGCCGGAAGAAGCGUUGAAGCAGUACCUGUUCGGAACGUAUUCGAGCGAUGCGCUGCCGUACGUAGAUGGACCGGUCCAGGUGCGGGUUGGCAUCUACGUGCAAGCGCUGGAGGACAUCAACCAGCUAGACGGGACGAUUCGACUGGCUGUGUGGCUUCGACAGAAGUGGAAUGAUCCACGACUGACAUGGGGACCCACGAUUAAUGUAACCGCGAUCGCGGAGCCGGAUGGGCGCGUCGUCGCGGAGGAGGAUAUUGCGAUCCUGCAAUCCUUGGGCUAUUCUCUGGUUACCCGGGAACUUGCUGUUCCCAGCUUCUUUUCUGUGCCGACGGAUUCGGGAAAGAUGAGCCGCGCUGUGUGGGUGCCGGAUCUGCUUCUGUACAACACGGCCGAAAAACCCAUGAAGGAUUUGACCUACUCACAGGCAAGCGUCUACAGUAGUGGAGGCGUCAUCUGGAGUCGGCCGGGGAUGAGCAAGGCUUUAUGUGAUUUCAAAUUGCGGGAUUUUCCGUAUGACGUGCAGACCUGCGAAUACAAAUUCGGAUCUUGGGGUUACGACGCGGGCGCGCUUAAGCUCCUCCCAUACAGUACAAGUGCAGCUGACGACGACUUCAGCGGAAGCGUAGACAUUGACAAGGAGGAAGUGAUUGUGAACUCCGAAUGGGCCAUUAAGAGCGGUCGCGCAUGGAUCGUGCAGAAAAUGUACAACUGCUGCCCACACCCCUACGAAACAUUCCACAUGCAACUAACUGCGACAAGACAGGGAAAGGUACAACUUAAACUAAGUACAACUUCAUCGUCUAGGUCUACACAAGUUCUACUACCGCUGAAAAUUGAAAUAAUUAGAAAUUGAAAUUACUUAUUUAUUAAUUUAACUACAACUUGAAGACAUCAAAAUAUAUUUAUAUUUGAUUUGGAACAUACAGGAGCUUCACCUGUAGAUGAAGGUGGAUAAUGAUCCAAAUUCAUAUUGUAGUUGACGUGAAGACUAUACGCACUAGCGUCUUCGUUAAAAAUCACAAUCAGGUGUAUACCGCGACUUUUGUCGUGCCAGCCGCGAUGUUAUGCGUUUUGAUGUUGCUGUUGACACCCUGUAUUCCAUGGCAAAGUGGCGAGCGGGUAGGAUUUUUGACGACCUUGAUGCUUGCUCUCGUCGUCUUCGUGCUUAUGGCAGAGGAGCACUUGCCAAAAGGGGAACAGACCACCUGGCUCUCUGAAUAUUUGAUGGUUCUCUUCUAUCUGGCGGCCGCGAUUUUACUCGGAAUCAUCCUGCUUACUCGUUACGAGGAACACUUACACAAUAAGAAAGAGGACGAAAAGGCUAAACGGCAAACAGAAUUAUUGGAAAAACAGACAACUCUUUUAGAGCGUCAAACCAGCGCGGCGGCUGCGUUUCCUGCAGCAAGUAAGCCAAAGACGAUGGCCGGAAGGCUCUGGGGGCGAGCACUUGGCUCCCUCGGAGGAGGUGCUAAUAAAACUGCACCGAUAACAGCCGGGCGAAGCGCUGGAGGAGCAUCGCCAGCGUCCUUGCUGCUCGCUGCAGCCAGGGCUUCAAAGGAAAAAGAUGAAGCGCAAGAAGGCGCUGUAGUGGAAAGUGGAAAUAGUCAAAAUGGAACUCAAAAUAAUGGAACGACCUUGUUGCAGAGAAUAAAGUCACAACAGGGGGAGGAAGAAGAAUCCACUGUCGCUGUUACUGUUGCCGGAGAUAAACAAGAUGAAGUUCGGAACAGCGUAACAGUGCUGACUCCUUCAUAGGCGAAUAUCAUAUGAUCACGAGGACGGUUAUGAGAUAGAGGUAAACAUAAGAACAUGAACAAGCAUUCGCCCAUCGUCAUACUAAGAACAAAAAGAAAAAACGCGACCAUUCUAAUAUUUUCCUGUCUAGUAAAAAAUAUGGAUACAACGAGAUCGAGACGAAGGUUCAUGUAAGUAGCUGUAGGACUAGUAUUUUGCUCCUGUUCUAGUUCGGCAACAGCAAAAGCAUGCAAUCACUAUGACUAUGUAGCUAUUACUAUAAGGUCGAAGGUGAGACCUCUGGGGCUGACAGGACCACGACAGCGCCGGCGCUUAGUUAGUAGUAGAUAAGUUCUUGCCUGCC
Messenger RNA from Amoebophrya sp. A25, 2642 nucleotides. The record is from the annotation of a GenBank genome assembly. NCBI's taxonomy places the organism in Eukaryota, Dinophyceae, Syndiniales, Amoebophryaceae.